CCGGAAUAAACCUAUAGUGGGCAACAAUGCACGAUGGUGGAACCUCCCGAAAAGCGAACGAAGAAGACAGAAUGCUAGUUCACAAUUUCACAGAUUGGUUGAAAACAAACACGCGAAUAUGUGCAGUUGGUAACAAACCCAUCACCUGCUGCAGUCACUGAUGCCUUAUUAUCAUGAAAGGUGUCAGCACACAGAAGAAAUCCACUGGUUAUCAACGGGUCGUGUUGAAGAACUCUGCACCGUACCAAUACCUGAAGACCUGCCUAGUUCUAGAAAAUGAGUCCACCAGACUGAGUGCAGUGGAAUUCAAGCAAUUCAUCAUCACAGGUCUAAAGAUUCUUUAUGGAGAGGUGGGAGCAGCUUUAACAUUUGACGUGUUGAAAUACGAUGAAGACAGCCGCACUGCUUUUCUGCGUGUGCCAAGCAGGGGUUUAGUAAAGCUGUGGAGCUCUCUGACCCUGCUGGGCUCUUACCAGGACCAGGCCUGUGCUUUCAGGAUACUACAGGUGUCUCCGUUCCUGCUGGCACUGACAGGAAACAGCCGUGAGUUACAGCUGGACUGAAAUAGAGGAGUGUUGUUUCCUAAAGGAUGACUUUAAUA
Messenger RNA from Cynoglossus semilaevis (tongue sole), 601 nucleotides. RefSeq names its product ribonuclease P/MRP 14 subunit (gene rpp14). Lineage: Eukaryota; Metazoa; Chordata; Actinopteri; Pleuronectiformes; Cynoglossidae. Gene Ontology annotation, biological process: tRNA 5'-leader removal. Bases 174 to 563 code for a protein of 129 amino acids. Gene Ontology annotation, cellular component: nucleolus; multimeric ribonuclease P complex. Gene Ontology annotation, molecular function: ribonuclease P RNA binding. The transcript is spliced from 6 exons. The record is from RefSeq and is a predicted model, not a curated record.